Molecule: messenger RNA, 4016 nt
Organism: Mauremys reevesii (Reeves's turtle)
Lineage: Eukaryota; Metazoa; Chordata; Testudines; Geoemydidae
Gene: IL2RA
Product: interleukin 2 receptor subunit alpha
Exons: 15
Coding region: 172-2064 (630 amino acids)
Biological process (GO): inflammatory response
Molecular function (GO): interleukin-2 binding; interleukin-2 receptor activity
Source: RefSeq, a predicted model, not a curated record
CAAAGGGAUGAUAUGCUGGCCAGAGAGAAAUGUCCUAACUGCACCCUCCAAAUGCCUAUCCCUUUUUCUGUCAUAGUGCAAUUGACAGAUCAUUGAUUCACCAAAAGCCCCAUAACCUUUUAAAAACCUCCUCCUCAUCAGUGUUGCGUUGAAAAUACGUGAACAGGUUACAUGGAGCUCAUUUUUCUUUUCUUGUGGGGCUUGCUCAGAUCCGGAGAGGCAGAUGGACAUGGAAAUGGGAAGUGCUCCACCCCACACUACAUUGAGUUCGCUGAGAUUACCAUUGACAGGGUCAUGGUGGGCAGCAAGGUGCGAUACAUGUGUGAAGCUGGCUAUAGAAGGAUAAUUGGGAAGAGUAAUUUGAUUGUCUGUACCAACGAUACUGGGCUUAUUCACUGGACCACAAAAGCUUCUGUAUGUGAACAGGACUCCAGGGCUACUUCACAACCGUCAGAAAGAAAACCUGAGUAUCCAGUCACCAUCGUGCCAUCUGACACAGCAGGUUAUUGUGGGAUACCCAGCCCUGUGGAACAUACCACACCUAGGGUGACAGAGUAUGCCGUGGGUCAGGAACUGCAUUACAAGUGUCUGCGUGGUUACGAUGCUCGGCCCCCAACCUCUGAUAUCAGCACAUGUAAGGAAGAGCAUGGGAAAACCUUCUGGACAAGGCCAAGUCUGCUGUGCACUAAUGACAGCAAGAGUGAAGAAGAGAUGACACGACCGAUUCCAAUAACAGAUACAUCAGAGCUUUUCCAUGUCCCAUCACUGAUGUUUCCUGUCACAGGGAAGUGCUUCGCCCCACACUACAUUGAGUUCGCUGAGAUUACCAUUGACAGGGUCAUGGUGGGCAGCAAGGUGCGAUACAUGUGUGAAGCUGGCUAUAGAAGGAUAAUUGGGAAGAGUAACUUUAUUGUCUGUACCAACGAUACUGGGCUUAUUCACUGGACCACAAAAGCUUCUGUAUGUGAACGGGACUCCAGUGCUACUUCACAACCGUCAGAAAGAAAACCUGAGUAUCCAGUCACCAUUCUGCCAUCUGACACAGCAGGUUAUUGUGGGAUACCCAGCCCUGUGGAACAUACCACACCUAGGGUGACAGAAUAUGCCGUGGGUCAGGAACUGCAUUACAAGUGUCUGCGUGGUUACGAUGCUCGGCCCCCAACCUCUGAUAUCAGCACAUGUAAGGAAGAGCAUGGGAAAACCUUCUGGACAAGGCCAAGUCUGCUGUGCACUAAUGACAGCAAGAGUGAAGAAGAGAUGACACGACUGAUUCCAAUAACAGAUACAUCAGAGCUUUUCCAUGUCCCAUCACUGAUGUUUCCUGUCACAGGGAAGUGCUUCGCCCCACACUACAUUGAGUUCGCUGAAAUUACCAUUGACAGGGUCAUGGUGGGCAGCAAGGUGCGAUACAUGUGUGAAGCUGGCUAUAGAAGGAUAAUUGGGAAGAGUAACUUUAUUGUCUGUACCAACGAUACUGGGCUUAUUCACUGGACCACAAAAGCUUCUGUAUGUGAACGGGACUCCUGGGCUACUUCACAACCGUCAAAAAGAAAACCUGAGAAUCCAGUCACCAUCGUGCCAUCUGACACAGCAGGUUAUUGUGGGAUACCCAGCCCUGUGGAACAUACCACACCUAGGGUGACAGAAUAUGCUGUGGGUCAGGAACUGCAUUACAAGUGUCUGCGUGGUUACGAUGCUCGGCCCCCAACCUCUGAUAUCAGCACAUGUAAGGAAGAGCAUGGGAAAACCUUCUGGACAAGGCCAAGUCUGCUGUGCACUAAUGACAGCAAGAGUGAAGAAGAGAUGACACGACCGAUUCCAAUAACAGAUACAUCAGAGCUUUUCCAUGUCCCAUCAGUGAUGUUUCCUGUCACAGUUGCUGUCUCUACUGUCUUCCCAAUCAUUUUCAUCAUUUUGGGGUGGAUCAUCGUAUCGAAACUAUGGAGACGGAGGAGUUUGACAGAAGAUGUCAAGAUUGAAAAGACAAAGUCCAUUCUAAUAACAGCAGCAAGUGUGGAAAUGGAGAGUGAGGAGGAAGCUCACAGACUAAAAUCUAAUAUGUGAAGGAAGUAGCAGAUGUUUCACUUUAAUGCUCGAGUUGGAUUGCCCUGGGACAGACUGGUUCCUGCCUAGAGCCAAGAUAUCGGAGCUCUCAAUGCUAGGAAAAGACAUAUAGCACAUGCAAUAUGGGCCGUAUUGUUAUUAACAGACAAAGAACUUCUUUCACAUUCAUUUCAAGUUGCUACUAUGUAUGUAUCUUGAAGAACAUUAGAGUUAAAAACCUAAACAAUUAAAAGUAUGGAAAUCACCAGUUAAGAGCAAGUAGAUACAUAUUCAAAUAUAUUCAUAGCUUAUAUAAUCUCUUUUUUAAAAGGAACGUGUAAAAUAUCACAUUGGAUAUUCCAGAAAUAGCCUUCAAUCUGCCCCUCAAUCCCUGCCUAACCUGAAAGUGUUUACCAGAAAUGCUCUUCACCCUCCUCUCUUAUAUCAAAUGUAUUUCCAAUAUGGGCUAUAAACUCUCACAAACUACCAGCCAGCACAUGUGGUCCACAGGCCUAACCAGACUAUGUGGCCAUUAUUAGACAGAGACACCAAUAUCAUGACGCUUACUCCUCCUGUACAAGCCACAUAUCUGACUCUCCCCAUCCCAUCUCUGACUGCUACACUCAAGAGAUCACAGAAGAUCUUAUUUUCCACACAUUGCCCAGAAAUGACACCUUUCUCGCACACUCCCUAUUCUACUUUGUGGGAGGAAAACCCAGUAAACCCCAAUCACUCUUUUCAUGUGAGCUGAAAAGCUCAUCAUACCCUCUUCCUCCUCUCACUGUGAACCAGAGGCUUCACUUUGCACAUACAGACCACACAUCCAUCCCCUCUACCCUUAUAUUUCAGACUAUCCCAUUGAUCAGAGCAGGCUAGUACAUUGUUUAGCAUAAAGGAAGGAAGGGUGUUGGCCUUGUCUGUAGAGCAGUGCUCCCCAAACUGUGGGGUGCACCGCCCUACGUGGGUACAGAGGAACAUUUGGGGGGGGGCAUGUGGCAAGUCCUGGGCCAGCCCCCACAGGGGGCAGGGAGGGAGUGCCACCCAACCCCACUCUGACCUAAGCCCAGUUCCAGCUCCGGCCCCAGCUCCACUCCACCCCUUGCUCUGCCCCCAACCCAACUCCAGCCCCACUCUGCCUCCUGCUCCGUCCCCAGCUCCAGCUCCAGCUCCACUGCACCCCCAGCCCAGCUCUGCCCUCAUUCCCUCUCUGUCCCCAUGCCAGCUCUGCUUCUAGUCCCAGCUGCUCCCCCAUCCCCAGUUCGGCCCCCAGCUCCGCCUUCAGACCAAGCAGCUCUGCUGAGCCAACUGUGCAGUAAUGCAUGGGGGAAGCGGACAGAUUCCAUUACUGGUAAGGGGGAUGCAAGAGGAACAGUCUGGGCACCACUUCUGUACAGCGUAUCAAGAAAUACUUGACAGCUCAUUCUGCCAAAGUACUCGGGGCCCUGGUAUAGAGGGGCAGAAUUAAGUAUGACUUUGGAAUACACAAACUGAUAUUUGACAUGUAUAUUUAUUUAUGGGAUUGUAUGAACUGCAAGUGCAUUUGAAUAUUUAUCUACCUUCCCAUAACUGCUCAUUUUAUACUAUUGUAGACUACUAGACUCUUGGGGUGACUCCAAGAAUGGGAACUACAGCAUCCUGGCUCAGCCUUAUAUUCUGCACCACUGGCUUGUUAAUUCUUUUCAUUUUUUUUCUUGCUCAGUAUUCUUGAUAGUUAUACUUUACAUGCUUGACACUGAAUCCUGUUGGGAUAGACCUAGCUCAUUAUAUGAAUAGCUUUGUUAAGGUGAGCAGCUGAUUAUCUAAUCUCAGUGCAUUAUAGAAUGUUUGUACAACAUUUUACCUUUAGAUGCUAUUAUUUUGGGUGGGAAAAGGAGAAGAUCUAUAUUUAUGUAAUAGGGUGGAUUGUUCACACCCUUCAGCUGCUGCAAGGGCUCCAAGUCCUGACAGAUUGGGAUUCAAUAAACCAGGGGUUC